AUGAAGUCUCCGGACGAGAAGACUCCACUCGUGGGCGCGUCUCCAUCUCUCUCAAGCUCUACAGCACAUGUCGAACCUUCUUCAUCAAUUGAUGAUGCCAUGAAUAUUUCUCCAGGUCGUCCUAGAACGCGCAUUCGUGUUGGAUUAGACGCAGCUGUUCUUGACAAUCAAAAGAAGUGGAAGCGGCUAACGGAUAUCGAUGAUGAUAAUAGCACAGCCAAGAGUAUGGCAAGUGAAGUGCAAAUGGAAUUUAUGAAACAUCGAGAGAAGCUUGCACAUGACCAAAAGCGUCGACUUGGCUCUGGUGUUCCAAUGUACCACAUAGACUCUGAACAAGAAGCUGAAGAGGAUCCGAUUUUAGCUGCUACGGAAUAUGGUACAGCGCUUGAAGAAGAUCGGUAUUUAAUUGCAGCUGCUUUUAUUAAAGAUGGAAUUCAUGGUCGUAAAAUUGGAUAUCGAUUAGAUCGCGAUGCGUUGUUUUUAAAUGAAGUUUUUCACUCUGAGACCUAUCGACUUGUCUAUAUUUUGGUGGUCACUUUGAUGUGUUCGUUGGCAUUUGUGGAAUAUCCAGGCAAUGAGAAUUUCAAGACGUUUAUUCUAGUGGAUUUAUUCUGUCUUUUUGUCUUUGGUGUUGAUCUCUUUAUUCGGUGGUAUAUGAGCUCGAUUGAAACACAACAUAAAUACGUGACAAGACAACCGUGGGCUGUCGUACGGAUGAUUUUGCUACUUAUCACUUGUGUGGAUUUAGGAAUGAAUCUUCUUUUUCCAACUAUUAAUCCAAUUCGAUACUCUAGAGCUUUACGACCAUUUUUCUUCAUCGCUCGAGGAAGAAAUAUUCGAAUUAUUUUCAGUAGCUUCUUACAUGCAUUACGAGAAGUGUUGAUAGUCCUUGGAUUAAGCUUUUCUUUUGUCGCCUUCUUUGGAUUGGUUGGAUAUCUCAUCUUUUCUGACACAAGUGAUGAUCCAAGUGCCAGUUUUUUUAACUCACUCUCAUCUUCCAUGUACACAAUGCUAUUGAUUCUUAAUUGCAUGCCGUACAUGGCGGAAAGUAUGUAUCCAUAUUACAAAAUGAGUCAUUGGAGCGCAAUUUUCUUUGUGCUUUUUGUCUUGCUCACAAAUCUUUUUUUAUUAAAACUCACGAUUGCUGUGUCGUACAAGUCUUACAAGAAAAAUACGGAAAGUAUGCUUUAUAAACGUUUGCAAAAGCGCAAGGCAGCAUUGUACGCAGCGUUUGAUAUCUUGGCUCAAAAUGUCAAUUUUCACGACGAUGAUCUCAUGAAUUCUUCCGUUUCAAAUGAGACUCCAAUCGAUGGAUCAAACGACAUUACUCUUGUGGUCAAUGCUCCUGUGCUCAAUGCAGCUAAUCGCCGUGGAUCGUCGCGUUUUUUCUUAGGUACAUUUGACCGACGUGCAUCAUUUAAUGUUACGAAUCCAACACCAAAUACAAAUCUUGUGACACCCGUUAAUAAACGUCAAAUUUCAUUGGCUUCAUGGAUUAAUGUGUGCGAGUAUUUGAAACCAAAAUGGACAGCUACAGACGCAGAACUUGUGUUUAAUACCGUUGACAUUGAACACGUGGGUUAUCUCGACUUGACGGACUUUUACCAACUUUGUUCGUUGUUAAGUGUUAAACUCGAACGUCCAACUCUUUUCUCUAAUAGCCUUAUGCGUCGCUUUUGUACAUCACGUCAACACCAAUCAUUUCGACGCUUUCGGUCCCAAGUUCGUAGUACAGUAUUAUAUGAAAUUCAUCUUGGUGGUCGGUAUCGAGUGGUAUUAGCCGAACUUGUUGUCGGGAUGCUCAUCUGUCUCUCAGUUGUUCAAGCCGUGCAAGUAAACAACAUCAAACUAGCCUUCUCCACUCAUCAUUCGUGGCGUCUUUUAGGUUUCUUCCUCUUACAUCUUUUUACAUUAGAAGUUUUGGUGAAAAUGUUUGCGUUCGGGUACAUUGAAUUCUUUACACGUCCAUUUUGCAAACUCGACUUGGCUAUUGUCAGUGUUGGAUGGUUAUUCUACAUGCUCACGAUGGUGUCAAAGCCGCCUAAUAUCUCGCUUGUAUUUUACGACAUGGCGCUAGCUGUACGUUCGCUACGUUUUCUCAAGCUACUCAAUUUAUUUCCACCAUUUCAUGAGAUUAUGUAUACGAUGAAGGCUAUCAUGCCAUUGAUCAUGCAAUUACUGCUCGUGAUUUUUAGUGUCAUGUAUGCCUUUGCUAUCGUCACCCAAGCAAAUUACGGUAUUUUAUUACGUGACUUUCCAGCAAGUAAACAAUCCAUGUCGCCUAAUUGGUAUGCACAGCGAGAGCAAUUUCAAACGGAGACGUUUGAAGGUACAUUAGUGACGUUAUUUGGAGUCUCAAAUCUCGCAGGUUGGGACGUCAUUAUGGAUGCAGCACAUGCUAUGACUGGCUCCGAUUCGACGUAUGUCUUUUUUUUCACCUAUCGGAUCACUAUGAGCAAUAUCUUGCUCCCAAUUUUUGUAGGAUUUCUCGUCGAGUCCUUUGUGUCAAAUGCGAAAACUGUCGAGUCAGCAACUAGUUAUGUCAAAUCUGCACAUGAAAUUCAAGUUAAUGAUGAAGAAGAUCGAAUGACACUAUUGGAGACACGUCACUUGCACGAGGACGAUGAUUUUGAAAAUCUCCAUGUCGAUGAAGAAUCGAUUGCAUUGAAAUCAAAGCCCCCAUCUCCUGGUUCCGUAUCUGAUUCGUCAGCUAGUGAAGUUCGCUUUAAAUUUCGACGUCGAGGAAGUCUUGUACAUGAUCAAAUGUUUGAUGCUGUGAAAUUAUCCGACGUCAGUCGUUUGACGGUACAAUUGAAACACAAAGAAGAAGAAUUAGCACAACAAGAUCUUGAAAUUCGGAAAUUAGAGCGCAAUGUCUUGAGCAUGAAAAAUCGAUUGAGUCAAUCGCAACACGUGAUUUUAGCAUAUGAAAGUAAAUUGGAAGAACUCAGUCGAGCACUGCGAGUUGCGCAAGAUCGACAGUUUGAAUUUGAAACGCAGCAAAUGCGCUCGUUACAACAACCAACAACGACAAAAAAUACUCAUAAACGUUCGCGUCGAGACCGUUCAGCAUCCUGGAAACUUUGGACUGCCAACGUAUAA
Molecule: messenger RNA, 3102 nt
Organism: Plasmopara halstedii
Lineage: Eukaryota; Oomycota; Peronosporomycetes; Peronosporales; Peronosporaceae
Product: two pore calcium channel protein 2
Exons: 1
Coding region: 1-3102 (1033 amino acids)
Biological process (GO): monoatomic ion transport; transmembrane transport
Cellular component (GO): membrane
Molecular function (GO): monoatomic ion channel activity
Source: RefSeq, a predicted model, not a curated record